AUGCCUAUAAAUGCCAGCCUGGUACCUUCAUUCCCCGGCAGUCCUUGGGCAUUGCUGGGCUGGGAGCUGCACCGAGUCCAGUCGCCCUCUGCCGAUAGCAUCUGGGAAGGCUGCUCCUUGGACCACACCAUGAGGGGGUGUCUGGGUUCCCCACUGGCCGUGUUGCUGCUGGCGCUACCCCUGCUGGAGGCUGCGGAGCAGAACCCGGGUCCCCCAGUGUCCAGCCGUAUCCUGGGAGGACAGGAUGCCCAGGAGAGUCAAUGGCCCUGGCCUGUCAGUGUGCAAGUAAAUGGCAGCCACGUCUGUGGAGGAUCCCUCGUCUCAACCCAGUGGGUGGUGUCAGCUGCUCACUGCUUCAAUCUCUCUGUGCCCUAUUCCCAGUACCGUUUGGUGCUGGGGGCGCACCAGCUCCUCAAUCCCUCCCCAAAUCAGAUCCUGGCCGAGGUGCAGAAGAUCAUCCCCCACCCCAGUUACAAUAGCAAGAGCUCCCUUGCUGACAUCGCCUUGGUGAGGCUGAAGGAGCCGGUGGCAACCACGAAGUUCAUCGGGCCCAUCUCACUGCCUGGGGCCUCCCGUCAGUUCCCCGUGGGGAAGAUGUGUUCGGUCACCGGUUGGGGUGAUGUUGGAGCGCACAAGCCAUACUCCAAGAUCCUGCAGCAGUUGGAGGUUCCCAUCCUCAGUACAGCGACCUGCAACGGGCAUUACAACCCAUUUGUUCCAGGCGCAGAGGUGGAUCCAGUGAAAAGCGACAUGAUCUGCGCUGGAUACAUGCACAGCAACAAGGGAUUCUGCAAAGGUGACUCCUGGAAUCCUCUGGUCUGUCAACAGGACGGCACCUGGUACCUGGCUGGAGUCCUCAGCUCGUUCAUGAACAGCAUCACGAAUGAAGUCAUCUGUUUGGAGGCUGGUUACCCCGGGGUCUUCACUCAGGUGACAGCCUUCGACAGCUGGAUCCAGCGGCAUGUGAACAGUGUGGGACCCGCUGCCAGCGCUUCUCCAGCAUCCUGA
Emys orbicularis (European pond turtle) is the source of this 1008-nucleotide messenger RNA. Its product is annotated as serine protease 27-like. The transcript is spliced from 6 exons. The record is from RefSeq and is a predicted model, not a curated record. Bases 1 to 1008 code for a protein of 335 amino acids. Gene Ontology annotation, biological process: proteolysis. Gene Ontology annotation, molecular function: serine-type endopeptidase activity. Lineage: Eukaryota; Metazoa; Chordata; Testudines; Emydidae.